Messenger RNA from Podarcis lilfordi (Lilford's wall lizard), 32164 nucleotides. The record is from the annotation of a GenBank genome assembly. NCBI's taxonomy places the organism in Eukaryota, Metazoa, Chordata, Lepidosauria, Squamata, Lacertidae.
UGGUUUACAAAAACAAUAAAAGUACCAGUAAAACAUUUAAAAAUAAAAGAUAAGCAAUAAGCUAAAAACAAAACACCUCAACAUCCUGUACUGCUGGCUAGGCUAGUCUAAUAAAAAAUGCACUGAGAAAGCACAGUGGAGGUACCUGCCUGAUUUCAAUAAGCAGGGAGUUCCAAAGUGUGGGUGCAAACAUUUUGGAGCUUUCUCAUAUUAAAAGACCUAUGUGACAAACCCCAUCCUCUUGGUUUCAACUGCCAAACAUCAUGUUGUAUGGGAAAACGCAUGCUACAGCAGCAGUGCAUGAAGAUGCUCUCAAUAUGCGUUAGUAGAAACUAUAGAGCUGCUAUGACCAUUUUAAGAUCACAGCCCACUGACUCAGCAACAAUACCAUAAUUUAUUAAUUCCCUUGUCAACAAUUAACCUGAACAUUUUUGAACUGCCACAGGGCUCUUUGCAGUCUAGUUAUUUCCACCCCGAUGGUAAGGAUGCACCAUGAUCCCACUUCACAAAUAUAUGGAUACUCUUUGGUUGUUCUGACACUUGUUUUACCAAAUUUCUCUGCCUGGUGUCCUUUCUUCAUUAAUGAAGGUGGCCCUUCACAAAUGCAUGCUUUGUGUCCAAAAUAGCACGUGAUUGGCUCCUGAAGCAAGGCAUAAAGUAGCUAUGGCAGUUUCCUUUCUAAUUUUAUAGAAUGUUUAAUCUUGGUUGUAUUGGCUGUAGUCACAAUUGAAACAUUCAGUUUUACAAUCUGGAAUUGGGGAAUAAAUUUUGCUGAGUGAUUUUGGUCCAAUCACUAUUUUUUCCCCAGCCUAACCUACACCACAGGAUUAUUCUGAGGUAAAACCAGGAGGAGAGGGAACCAUAAGAUGCUGGCUUGAGCGUUUUGUAAGAUGUGAGUUAUAAAUCUUUCCUGGAAUGUCUGCUUGUGCAAGACAGAACUGCAAUGGUGGAAAAUUGCCCCCUCUGUGAACUGUGAAGGUGCGACAGCCGCUUAGAGAUACCUCUUCCCUUCUAAAGUGACGCUUGGCCAGGAUUGGAGAUGGAUUUGGCGCGGGGGCAGCCAAGCUGCCUUAUAUUACAGGAUUCCGAUGCAUCUUGCAAAGCAGGCCCCUGCUACGUUGUCUGUAACGUGGGAAGUAGUCCAUGCUGUUAAGCGGUUUUAUCUACAUACGAAAUAGCUCCAGCGAAAUAGAACAUCAAUAUGCAUGAUGUCGAUUUACAGGGGGGGGGGAUUUAAAGGACUUCCUUAGGACCGUUCAAUUCCCACCCCCGGUGGCCAUAACACAGCCUUUCUCGGGGUGAAAAAGCAAAGACUACCCUACCGCCCACGACUGCCAUCACCACAGAGUCCCGAGGGCGAAAGACGGCGUUGGCCGCUCUAAAAGCCGUAACACCCCAGUCUCUUCCUCACUCGCCUUCCCCAUGUUAGAAUCUGCCUAACCGGGGGGGGGGGGUUCCCUUGAAAACCACUACCGCCGGGGGGGGGACAUUUUCGAAGGCCAGCCGAUAUCCUCUCUGCGAGCGCAUCCUCCCGCUUUGCUAACAAAAGGGGAAAAUGGCGCCCGUCCUUCUUUCCCUCGCAGACACACUAGCGCCUCGUGCGACGUGAUACAAAAUGGCGCCUCCCGAGGCCCCAAACCCAGCAUAGAGGAGAGUCAAUGUGGCGCGGAGGCGGGCUUAUCCGGCAACAGCCAAUAGACAAUGAAACCUGUAGGUCAGUGGCCCAAUCGUGGCCGUGGGCGGUAUUUUCUGCCGCAGCCUGUCCAAUGGAGCCUUAUACAAGUGCUGGUGGCGGGGCCCGCCCGCACGGCUCUGGGCGGCGCUGGAGUAGGCGGGCGGGCGCUGAGACGGCCGUUUCCUGUCCUGGUGCAUGGUGGUCGGACGGAGGAAUUGUUGGAAAAUUUCUCGGCGAGGUUCGUAUAUAAAUGUGUUUUUACCCAGUGUGCCUUAUUCUAACCGCCGCCAUCUCCGGCUGGGACGCUUCACUCUUGGGUUCGGCCUGCCUUAGUCCCCCUGCGGCGGCGUUGUAUGCAGGGGAAAGUGAGGGGAAAGGGGGCAGCCCGCGUUCGUAUCGCGGCUCACAAUAAUAAUAAAAGCCGAGGCGUCGCCGCCGCCGCCCGCGUUUUCUCCCCCGCCUCCCUCUUCCUCCAUAUUCCCGCCUUCUAGGCCUCGGUGCUUCCCGCUCUUUUCUCCCGCGAUGCUUUUGUCCCCGAGGAGGGAGAGAGUUCUCACAUGAAACAAUAAACUCGGGCCACGGGGGCGCUCAGGCCACUUUCGCGGGGCGUGGGCUGCGGGGGGGGGGGCGCCUCCUUUUGGCGGCUGCGUCACUGGACUGGGCUCGUCUUCCCACAGCAUCUGCGUAGCCGCGCGGGAGGCGCCUCGUGCGGCCCCCUCCGUGCCUCCAGCAUCGAGCAGAUGGGGCUGCCGUCCCUAUAAAGCCCUUCGUGCUGCGAGGGCCGAUUCACACGCGCAGUGCAAACACGGGGUUGGUUGGAACCCGCUAGACUCAUUCCCAUGGAAGGAUGUUUAGGAUGGCAGCCUUAAUCGAUCGCUUUUCAAUCGGUUAGCGACCGGUUAAAUAACACAAGCGAGUUUGGGUUGGCAAACAAGCAAAUAAAUGCAGAUUUAAGGGUGGCAGGUUCCAAAGAAAGAGUAGCUUAUUUGUUUUAUGCUAUGCAUGCGUGGAUUACGAUAGGGACCCUCUGGGAAGAGGCAUUCCCUGCUAUGGAAAGAAAUGCUGCCUCUAAAGUGGUGCCUGUCUACUACAGGCCCUAGUUUUUGAAAUCCUCAUUCGGUUCUGUGGUUAAAAUUCAGUUACAACAAGACUAAAUGUUGAGGGCAGGCGGGAUUUUCUUCCACACUGCACAGUGUUUGGCCAGCAUCCAAGAAAAAUGUGCAACCUAGUCAUGCACAUGUUUGCUAGGAAGCAGGUCCCAAGUGAAUGGGGUUUGAGACUCACUUUCAUGAUUUCAAUAGAAAUUUUAAGUUCAUUGAGGUAUGUUGUGGCAUAGGUGUAACUUUAACAAAUGUCACUUGAGAGACAAAGGACAACGUAAUAGUAUUCAAAACUUAAUAACAUACAUGCUGUUUAGCAAUAGCAUAGCUAUAUAAAAUAAACGUUACUAAUCUUCUGCAUAUAUGCUGUGUUUGGGGAAAACUUCGCAGAAACUUUUAUGAUUUAUUUUACAAGACCUUUUAACUUAAAAUGCUCCUGAACACAGAAUGCUGCAUUUUUAAGCAUGCAUGCUUUGAUUUAUUUUCAAUCAGAUUUAUUCCCAAAGCAGGAUACAAUUUGAAGUUCACAAUGCUCGCAUAAAACAUAAGAAGGACAAGAGAAGUUCAAGAGGCAGCAUAAGAACUAAAGGAUGCUAGUUACAAAGGAUCAAGAACCAGCAUAAGAACUUAAAAGAAAGUUCCCAAAUCUGUUAGAGUGACCCAGUUUGCACUUAAGGCAAAACCAUUGUUUAGCAGUACAUUGACAAGCCUUCAUGAGCCCAAAUACACAAACCCUCUACUCUCACCGAAUUUAGUUUUACUUGCAAAGAAUCUUGGUUUAGUGCUACAUACAAACCAGGGGUCCUGGUUUAAAAUUGAUUAUUAUCAAUGGCUAGUUAACCCAACUCGGCUUAUUUAGAAAUUAGGACCACUGGAUACUGAAUACUCAGCUGAGAAUUUUUAAAAGCAAAACUUAAUUUGACGUGUCCUGUCUACAUGGGAACACAUGAGCUCAAGGCUUAAUGUGGCCUCAUCCACCUUGUACUAAACCACUGGUGCGGAACCUCCAGCCCAUAGGCCUGAUUAGACCUGCCAUGCUGCCAGAUUUUGCUUGUGAUAACACUUCGGGUGAACUACAUCUACCUUUCUUGUGCCUGAUUAUAUGAUAUUGGGUGGGGAAAUUUCAAGCCAUGGCUGCAAAGGAAGAAUCGAGAGCAAUCUAGUAUGCUCAAUUCUUCACUUGCAGCCAAAAUGUGGUGCUGUUUCCAUUAGGCACCUUUUUCUGUUGGCCUGCAUGGUUACAUAAAAAGGCACCAAAUUAAAAGAACAUCAAAUUCAAGCUCUGUUUGCAAAGAGAGAAUAGCAAGGCGCUGCCUUGCCCUAGAUGGCAGACAGGAGGAGAGAGUGGAUGAGCUGGGGCUCCAGUCUUCAUGUCUCUCUAAACUAUAGAAUGUUCUGGGCACAGGCUUACGACGACUUGCUUUCAUGGGUGAGUUUUCCUCCCUAUGGCUUCAGAUUUAAAUUGUUCAAAUAUGAUCAUAAUACAAAUUCAGAUUUUUAGAAAGAAUGAUAUGGCAUAUUUUACACCAAUAUUUCCAGUCCAUUUAAAAAAUGCUAGUGCAUUUUCUAAUAGUUGGCAGAGGAGAGGCAUGCUAAUAUCCUCAAAAAGUAUCACCACAGCUGGGUGUAAGCCAAGGGUGGGCAACAUACAACCACAUACUCUUAUGUGCCACAUGAGUUUUCUAAGCCUAAAUUAUGCUUUGAGAAGUCUAAAUAUUUCACAUAGAUUAAUUCCAUAAUAAGAGUAUCAGAGAAAUAUUUCACUUAUAUUUAUACACUAGAAUGGAAAAUUAAAUAGUUUACUAUAAUUAAAAUAAGUAGGCUUAGUGCAUUCUUGAAUCAUGGCAAAGCUUAAGUGGCACUCUUAACUGUUGAGCAAUUUCUCUAUAACUCUGUAAAGCACAACUUUCAUGAUACCUGUUCUUCAGAAGGGUACAAACCCUGCAUGCGAAAACUGAUAACAAGGCACCACAAAGUAAAAAUUAAAUUGUUUUACUACUUUGUUAUGGGAGUACGUCAAGAAGUUUGUUCAUACCACACAGUUUUUCUUUGAUACCAGAGUUUGUUUUCUCCCCAGCUAUUCACAAUUAGCAUCUCCAGGAAAAACAAACAAACUUUGUUUUGAAGACAUAUCACUUCCAACAGUCACGGAUAUAUACAAAACAUACAAGGCAAUCUGUUUAUAUGACCCCUUGCUUAUUUACCGGUACUUUAUUAUAUUUGUAUACCAUCCUUCAUCUGUAGAUCUCAGGGUGGUUCGCACAUAUAUUCAUUAAAUAGUCUCUGAACUUGCCUUUAGACUCUGAAGUUGUUUCUAAAACCGAACUUUCAUUUAUUCUUCAUUUUCCUAGUAAUAUUUAUUAAAAUGAGACUGAUAUGACAGAUUGCUUAUACUAGUCUUGUUGAAUAGAGGGAUGCUAUGUCAACUAUCAGUACGUCAGCAUCUGAAUUGAAGCAGUUCUCUAAUAUACACAAACUUUUCCAUUGUCCUGAUGAAAGUGAUAUGUUCCUGAGCUCAAAAGUCAAACUGGAUGUGAUGGUAGCAGUUGCAUGUAUUGAAAAAUGGAAGCACCCCAAUUGUGUAGAAUGGGGAAGUUGGGAGGUUUCUGAUUUUAUAGACAAAGGGCAUAAUAAUAAUGAGCGCAGAACCCUUUCCUUGCCCACAGCUUCUCUUCAGCAGAGCCCCAGUAAUGUACAUUCAGCGUGCAGACAGGUAAGCAGCAUGCUGGGUUCAGUGCCCAUCACCCACACCCUUUCUGGCUCUCAAAAUCUUACACAAAUAGACACCAAUUUCUGCAUCAUUGGGCCAGAUUCAACUACCACUAUUCUCUAGUUUGGCUUUUGUGGAAUGUGGGAAAUGAUUACAGAAAUGUGCCACAAAGUUACAAGGUGACCUAAGGCAAGUCACUACGCUUAGCUUAUUAACUUAGGAAAAUGCUUUUGUGUUAAAAAGCAAACAUGUAAUUCUCAACCAUGUUAAGAAUAAAAUAUGUUUCUGUGCAAGGAGAACACAGACUUGUUCUGCUCAUGCAGCUGGUCUUCACGCUCCUCUCCUUCAGCCCUCUGUGCCUUCAAAUCUGCCAAGAAGGUUCAAGGACUCUGGAGGAGAUUUUGGAGGCAUGCAUAGGCAAGGAGAAAAAAAGAUAAGGGCAUGCUGUUCUAGCAGAACUCCACUCCUGCUUCUGUGGAUUCUGUCCCAAGCCUUCAAAAUGGUGGCAGGAUUUUCUUUAUUAAGGUACAGUGCCUGGAUAUCAGUUUCAAAAGUGAAAUAAUUGUCUGUUCCAAAGGGGAUUAGCAAUGUUUACUAAUAUUUGUUCUGUUAAGUCACCAGGGACAUAUUAGAAAUAGCUGGCUUUAUUAUAUUCUUUAAGAAAUCUGAACCAUACUUCAAUGUCAUAUACAAAUACUCACAUUGGCACUCUGUUAUGUGCAUCAUUAUUAUAUUAGAUUUCAAAUAAGGUUAAUUAUUUUGUGAUCUGAUCACUCUAGCAAGGACACUGUAUGGUGGCAUUAAAUACUUCCUGGUACGCUAGUAAUACUACAUUAUAUUAUUUCAGGUUUCUGAGGUUAAAGCUAGCAAUAUACUGCACCGCAUACACAUCAGAGAGCCAGGAGCAGCAUGUUCUAUCUCUGCAGAGAUUGGGAAAGGAAAAAUGCACUUCCUUUGCGCACUCAUCCAAACAAAAGUAAUUGAAGAUGGGUAGCAUAAAUAAAGAAAAGCCUUCUCUCUCUCUCUCUCUCUUUCUUUGUAGUGGUCUGUGGUUGUGUGAGGCUUCCUCUGCACAAGUACAGGCAAAUGGGGGUGUCUCUCAUUGCUUAGCUUUGUGACCUACCGGCCAUGUGGAGAUGGUGCACGUGGCUCCUUUGCUGCAUGGUGUGACUUUUCUUCGGGGGGGGGGGGGAGGAAAGAUCAACAGGACUUUGCUCAGCUAUGUUUCUUGCUAGCCAUGUGGACCUGGUGUGGAUGCGCUUCCUUUUCCCCUUGAAGGGUUAAAAAAAAGAUGGCAGAAGAAGGAACAAUGAGAAUAGCCAUAUUUGUUAAAUGUGGCGAGUAUGGGAUUUGACAGAAGUCUGUGUGGUUUCUGUAUGUGAGAGAGGGGUAGAUGUAGGUGUGGAGUGCAAGUGCGUGAGAGAGGCAGAGGCAUUUGUGCCUGGUUGCAUGUUUAUGGUGAGUGCACAUGAACGCUGUGUGUGCAUGUGUUAGAGAAAGUGUGGUGUGUCCACCUUUCAUAUCUUUCCUGAUACUGGAGAAUGCUGUUUUUAAACAACAGCCUCAUUCUGUGGGGGCAAAAAAUAAUCAGAACGGGCAGAACAUAGUUGACUUCCCUGGUAAGGAGGGCGGGAGAGCAGCAAUGUGCACACACGUGUAAAAAGGUUCCAUACCUCUAGUUGCACCUGCAGCAGUUUUCCAAGUAGAGGGAGCACUUGAGUAGCUCAGAAAAGCAGGGAUGGUAAGGGGCGGGGGGGGUGUUUGUGUGUGUGUUUGAGAGAGAGAGAGAGGUGCAGCAGCAAUGGUGGUAGGUGCCAAGGUGGUGGUGCUGGACACCCUGAAAUGGGGGUAGCUUUGGAGCAGCUGAGGUGCUGCUUGAAGCUCCCAAAGUGUCCAUUGACAUUGAUUGUUACCAUAAUAGAAGGCAGCACUGAAUCUUAGACUGAGUUAUACUGGCACAAAAAAGUUAUCAAAAUGUUUUUUAAAACACUUCUGUUAAUUUACUCAUUACACUCUGAACCUUCAAAACAUUCUUUGAGUAAUAGAACUUAAAAACAGCAACCAGGACUAUACUUUUGUGAGACCUUUUGUGAGAAUGGUCACAACAUCCUUACAAUCUAGCAAGGAUUGUGGUUUGAAGUUUCUGCAUGCUCUCCCUAACAAAGUAUGCACCGUAAUUAUAAGAACUGGCAAAAUGGUAUGUUUUCUAAUGAAAAAUUCCUCAAAAAUAUUACUUGGUGUGAGGAAUACUAUUUAAAAAAAAAUCUGAGUGUCUUGAAUCCAUUGUUAAUAUUUUAAAAUUUUCUCUUUCUUUUUCCUUUAGGUAGACAAUGUUAUUAGCCCAGAUAAAUCGAGACUCUCAGGGAAUGACAGAAUUUUCAGGAGGGGGGAUGGAGGCUCAGCAUGUAACACUCUGUUUAACAGAGGCUGUAGCUGUGCAAGGUGAGUAAUUGGAUUAAUAUCCCAGUGCCAAUCAGUGUGGCAUUCAGGACAAGAAAAUGGCUAUCUUGAUGAAUUUAUGAAGCAUACUAUGACAUUUUGGGUUUUGAAAUGCAUCUCAUAAGAUAAUUGGAACCUAUAGCAAAUGCCUGAACCAUUUUUCCUUGACCCUAAAAUUUAUUUUCUAUAGUGUAUACAUUAAACAAUCAUUACGUUGUGGACAAAUAUGUGUUAUGAACAUCAAGUAAUGCUGAGAAUUUUGUUGUUAGAUGGAGACAACUUGGACAACAUGGAAGGAGUAAGCUUACAAGCAGUUACGCUCUCAGAUGGGUCCACAGCCUACAUUCAACAUAACUCUAAAGGUAUACUUUGAGUUUAAAAUUGCUACAACCAACUAGCUGUUUAAUCAAAAACCAAAUAAUAUCAUAGAUGUUUGCCAUUUCAUACCAAGAUCACCUUACAAAGAUGAAUUGUGUUUCUAUGUAAAUAUCAAUACAGGCUUGAACAGAAGAUCACACAUUUUUUUGUCUAAAGGUAAAAUUCAACUGGCGCACUUGUUCUCAUGGGAAGGGCUGUGCUAAUGGGAGGGGCAGUUUUUGCCAAUUCACCCUUCCUCCUGCAGUCCCCUGUGCCAUAUUUCAAGCUGCUCUGGAGGUACCCCAUCCCACUUGAAUGGAUAUUCAGGGGAACUACAGGAGAAAGGGGAAUUGCCUCCCUUCUUUUUUCAGUUUUGUUAUUGUUUAUUAAAUUUCUAUACUGCCCUUCAUCUGAAGAUCACAGGGCGGUUUACAAUAUAAAAACACAAGGUGUCCACUAGUCAAAAGUCCUUCCGGUGAUCAGAGGGGCACAGCUGGAUUGUACUCAUUUUUUAAUACAGAAUACAUUUAAUACAUUAGUUGUUAAUACCAAAGACACAACACCCUUGUAUCUGUGCUCAUGGUCGCAGACGACUCUUAAUGCCUGCUCCGUGUCUAAACAGGCAUGAGAGAGAAAAGUCUCCAUAAGCAAAUAUCUCUGGACUCACUGUUUAAUCAUUUUAAAUAAGUAGAAAACAAGUGCUUAACGUACAUACCUUUAGAAUGACUUGGGCUACACUUCUGUACACACCUUCAUGGAAGUCAGUUUCUUUGAACUUCAUGGAAUAUACUUCUGAGUGGAUGCAUACAGUGUUGCAUUGUAGGAUACUGAUCCUGUACUCAAGAUAGUAAAUGGGCCUUAUCACUCUGCUCCAAAACUUGGAACAUGUUUCAUUCCCUGAAACAAGGCAGCAGUCAUUAUUAUCUGGUGUGUUCAGGAAAAGCUUUUUAUGGUGCAGGUGAGCCAUACAAGGAUCUUUUAUAGUGCAAGAAAUACUGGAAUACUAGCACAUACUGUGGGAUGCUAAGGAUAAUGAGAGGGGUUUGCUGCAAGCAAGACCUUGAAAUGAUGCAGAUGUGUAAAAAUGUACCAUGGUAUUUUAAGGGGCAGGUUUGUCCUGCUUGAAUUGUAUAAGAUGCUACUUUAGCUGUGACCUUUGGAAUGUGUUGAUUGUUUUAUAUAAAUUUGUUAUAAAAUGUAAAUAAAAGAAAAAGAAAAUUGCUUCUGCAUGUGGUUCACUCUUUCUUGAUUGAGGUUAUAGUCACUUGAAUUUUAAAUGUGCAUAUAUUCCAGAUGGCAAAUUAAUGGACGGUCAGGUGAUUCAGCUAGAAGAUGGCUCAGCUGCCUACGUUCAACAUGUUCCCAUGUCUAAAAGUAGUAAGUAUAUUACAGUGAAUACAAGUUUAAAGCUGUUGACAUAAUGACAGAGUGCAAUAUAAUAAAUGAUUUAAUUGUAACUUUAAAAUUAAAAUACUGUUAUUUUUUGAAGUUUACUCUUUUUAGCAAAUUUAUUUUCUAAUGGUGAUAAAAUGUUAAAAUUGGUUUUGCAAAUCAUAAAUGCACUAAGUAAUUGAAGUGAAAUUUUAUUUUCCUGAUACAGGAGAUAGUCUUCGUUUAGAAGAUGGACAGGCAGUUCAGCUUGAGGAUGGAACUACAGCUUUCAUUCAUCACACUUCAAAAGGUAAAAUGCAUUUGGAAUAGUCAUUUCUAUUAUGUUUAAUUUCCAACUCCACAUUGUUGCCAACUAACAAUAAACAAAUAACUGAAUCAUUUUUUGUCAUUGUCUUAAACAUUAUAUAGUAAAUUGUCAGCUGCUUCAAUAUUCAAACCUUUUGUUCCAUACAAGUGAAGGGAGGUUUCAAAACAGUAUUACUUGAUUAACCAUGUUCAUCCUUUGAAAGAAAUACACACAAAAAUGUGGUCUAUAUGUUCUUUGUUGGUUGGUUGGUUGGUUUAAAUAUAUAAUGCUGUAUCAUAGAAAUAUAUCACAGCAGUUUACAAUAUAAAACCAUGCAGUAAAAUCAUAAAAAAUUAAAAGCAAGUUAAAAGCAAAAGAAUUAAAAACAAGCAUCAGUAGAUAAUUAUGAGGAAUAUACUCUUAAUUGCCUGCAUAGGCCUGGUGGAACAGAAAAGGUUUCAGCAGGUAUUUAAAAGUUGGCGUACAAGGUGCCCAUUGAAUCACUGGUAGCAGGGUGUUCUUUUUUUUUUUUUAAGAAUAAUUUUUUAUUAACCGACCAAUCACAUCAAAUCAAACCAAAUUACAUAAAUUCCAAAUUACACAGCCGAAUUUUAAAUUUUUGUUGGGGGUACCCAUAUUUCAAGUUACUAAGGGAUCCAAUCAACUUCUUGCUUCUUACUGCUGUAUUUAAUGUCCACAAAUCUAACCUUAUGAUGUUCACAGUACUAUCCAGUCCUUUCUUAUUGUUUUUCCACAUCUCUUGUUGUUAUUUUCAUAUAUUUUUCCUUUCUCUUUGUGACCUCUGAUAGUCUCCGCAAGCUGGUUAGAACAGUUUGUAAUCCUGCGUGGAUAUUAUUUUUUUUAUCCAGUAGCCAUAUCCAGACGUUUUCCAUAUAACAUCACUUCCAUACAUCAAAACAGUCUUAGCAUCAUUAAUCUUCACCAAUCUGCCUCCUUUCUCAAAACCUCUGAGGAGAUUCACUAGGAAAGCAGUCUGAAAACAAAUCCGUUCUUCCUCCCGGCUAUAAAUCCUUUGGCAAGAUGGCGACUCCGAAUUAAUUGCUGCGCCAUUCCCUAAAGCUCUUAUUGCUUCUCGGUCUCCAUAAAGCAUACUUUUGGUUAAAGUUUAUCUCCACACAGACCUUAAUCAUCCUGCUUGGGUCAGUUCAACUGACGGUUCUAUGGUAGCAGAGUGUUCCACAGAACUGGGCAGAUGACAUUUCAACAGUUUAUAUACAAUUUAAUUACAAUUGUCUCUUGUCUUUAAAUAAUUUCUCAGACAGUUAUGACCAGAGUGCCCUGCAAGCUGUACAGCUAGAAGAUGGUACCACUGCUUAUAUUCACCAUACAGUGCAGGUUCCACAAUCAGAUACCAUCUUAGCCAUUCAGGCUGAUGGCACAGUGGCAGGCCUUCAUACGGGAGAUGCUACUAUUGAUCCAGAUACCAUCUCUGCUUUGGAACAGUAUGCAGCCAAGGUAAAUUUGAAGGACACCUAAUUUUGUAUGGUCUUUGCUCUGUGAAAUUUAAUAGAACAUAUAAUCAAACUAAAUGUUUACUACACUGGAUGGGAUGAGAAUCAGAUUGAUUCAAAGCAAAGCAAAAGGCAGGUUGGCUGUAAUCAAAGAGUAGACAGUAGGAGAGAUGAUUAAAGGCAGAAGAAAGUAUUAGAUUCCUUUGAAGCUAGUGAGAGAUGGAAGUUGAUGACAGACCUUUAUCUAGAUGGUGAAGAAAAGUAACACAAUCUGUUAAAAGUGAAGAAGGUAUUUGACUGAAAGUAAUAAAAUCUAAUUUAGUGAAUGUUGAGAAGUAGUGCAGCAUGUGAGGCAAAGUGAAAAGUAGGAGGUACUGCAUUUAGGAGGAAGUAAUUCUAAUCCUUGACCACUAGUGGGGAUUUCCCAGCACUACCCAAGAUUUUUUUUAAAAAAAACAAUAUUUUUUGUCUUUUUAAAAUUGAUAGUGUAAUUUGGGAGUUUGGACCCAUCACACCAAAAAUCAGGUGAAGUCAUGCCAAAGUCACAUUUUGGUCCGCCAUCUUGCUUUAAAAUGGUGCCUGACAUCCAAGCUUCAACAAAGACUACUCUCCCUACCUCAGGAAUCAUCAUGCCAAGUUUGGCAACGAUAUCUUGAGUGGUGGUGUAAUCUGUGCCAAAAAAUGAAUGGAGUCACAGUUCAGUCCGCUGUCUUGAUUUAAAAUGGCCCCUGGCAUCCAGACAAAUGAAGGCCAUGAGUCCCACCCUGGGAACCCUUGUGCCAAGUUUGGCAACAGUAUCUUGAGAGGAGGCCCAAGUGAUGUUUCGGUUCACCAUUUUGAUUCAAAAUGGUGCCCGGCAUCCCAUAGCUUUAUUUCAAAAUAUAUUUCUGCUUUUUCUUUAUUUUAGGUGUCUAUUGAAGGAAGUGACAAUGUUAGUAGUACUGGGAUGAUAGGAGACAAUGAACAAGAUAAAAAAAUGCAGGUAUGUAUUAUGAUAUAAUUGAACUGAGUUGAUGCGUGGGGUAUAAAUAUUCUUCUUCUUCUUCUUCAUAAGCUGCCUUAUUUCAUUUUGAAUGUUUCUCUUUCUGUAUCUAAGAAAUGCAUUUUAGAUUGGCUAUGCUAUCAAGUAUAUUCCUCCCAGAGUCAUCUGCCUCCUGAACUAUCUUGCAGAGAAUAAAAUCCACCUAACUAGAGGGGUUUUAAUCAUUUGGAUAUUGAGAAGCAUUGGUGGAAAGGAAUUGGCAGCAGGUUACCUUUUCCUGUUCCCUCAUCUCCUUGAAAAGCCUCUCCAGCAUAGGGGGACCACAGUGAAUGGGUUAAGCUGCAAUGUUUGGGGAAGCUGCUAACUGAAUUGAGGCCCCUUCUGUGUGCAGGAGGGCUGCUCAUAAAAAGGUGUUUAUGAAUAAGUUGGGCAUAUGCAAAAUAAGAUGGGCUUCCUGCACCUCUAACCUUCAACAUCGUUUUUUUUGACACUAUGAAUCUGCUAUUGGGGUCCACUGAAGUGCUAACGAAAUAAAAAUAUGAUUAAAUUUCAAAAUGACUUCAGUUUAACAUUAAAAAUAACUUGCUUUGGUAUCACAUUCCAAAAGCUUUGUCUAACACAAAAAUUAUAGGGGUAGAUUUGGCCCCACAGUUCUAAUUUUUCACUUGUGCCUUUUGAUAUAUUAUCAACUUAAUCUGCAAUGCUGGGUUUAGUACAGCUUGAGCUGGCCAGCACAGGUGGGGCAGGGUGGCUAUUCUGCUGGGCUUUCAGCAGGCACAAUGGGGAUCUCCACAAUGGCUGAGCACCACCACCAAUGGGGCCUUUCAGAGAGACAAUUCUGCCUCAUCCUAACCCUCUCUAGCACUGUGGCUCGGGGGUUAUCAUUACCCUGUUUGUGGAACUUACUUCCAAAUAAACCAGCAUAGGAUUGUUCAGAAGAGGUAUGUAUUUGGAGAGAGAAGUUUCAUUGCCAAAGUUAUGUCAAAACUAAGUAGUGAGGAAACUAAAUGAGUGUUAAUUAAUUAAAGUAGGUGAAAGUGUUUGAAGUAUUAUAAGUUAUGAGUAAUUACAGUAAUUACUGUACCUUGCUUAUAACAGCAGUACCCUAUACUUCCAUUAUUAGAUGCACACCUGGAUGUGCUCUUUCUCUCUUUGGAAAUAAUUCUGUUUCUAUGAAAGAAAGGUACCGAUAUAUUCGUAGUCAAGCAAACACACAUUCUCUUGACAGUUAAAAACAAAUCUAAAUAUAGAAUGCAAGAAUAUGCAAGGUUUUUAUUUAUACCCCACUCUUCUGCCCAUAGGCACCUGGUACCAUUUCACAACAGAAGAAAUACAAAUCAGACGAUCACUUUUCAGAGCAAUUCUUGCCCUGCCAGGGGAUGAUCUGCUGUAUACAACAGACCCUGCCAUACCCUGAUCAGGGCUGAAAUGGGGUCUUUUGGGUGGGGGCGUUGCUGUGUCAACUCCAGGGUGGUGCAACAGAGAAGCCUUGGAUGCAGUUGUCAAUACAGUUGUGUAAUGCUUCUAAAUACCAGUUGCUGGAAACCACAGGAGGGAAGAGGGCUCUUGUGCUCUGGGCCUGCUUCAGAGAUUCCUACAGGCAUCUUGUGCGGCCACUGUGAAAACAGGAAGCUGGGCAGUUGGCCUCAUCCAGUAGGCUCAUCUGAUGUUAUGUUCUUACGUUAAUCUUAGCCCUCACACUAUCUCAACAUUGCUUGAGAGAAGAAUGUAGGUACAUGAGUUAAAUUGACAAAGGAUUUAUAGUAUGGUUAUAAGCAAAUUUCCCUGAAGAGCUGGUGAUAUGCCAUGCUACAGAUCUUUUAAUAUAAUUCCUGGGAUUUUUUCAACAUUUCAAGGAGCUCAUAGCAGUGCACCCCUAUACACAGCUAAUUGUUUUAGAAUUUAGCAAUUAAAUCACAUGGGAAACGCAGAUAUCCACAUUUCAUAGAAAGUUUGAUGUUUCAAUAUAUGUCUGAAAUGUUCAUGAUAUCAUUUCUUUCAUCUUAGAUUGUCUUGCAAAGCCAUAGCACAAGAGUGACAAGUAAAUCACAGUCAAGUGGAGACAAGGCUUUUCGGUGCGACUAUGAUGGAUGUGGAAAACUGUACACCACUGCUCAUCAUCUUAAGGUAUUCACUGAAAUAUUGUUUUUGGCAAUAUAAUGCUGGCCAUAAAGUCAUGCAAUUGUAUAUCAAUUGGCCAGGUUGCAAUCUGAAUUUGUGUCCCUAAUACCACUUAUACCACUGACAUGUUAAGUGGCGCAGUUUUCAUUGUUUUCUCCAUUUGUGACCUUAUUUGACAGAUGAUUAUAUAAAGCACAAUAAUUGUGUAUUUGUAUCUGUGUUUCUGACUGAGACUCUUUAUGUCUCUAGCUGCUCUGGGUAAUGGGGCUGUGGUCCAAAUGGAAUAAUGUUGAAUUGCUGAUAGUUUUAAAGGAGUUGUGUGUUGUGAUAGAGCUUCUGAUUUUGUUUGCUCCUUCAGCUGGUAACUUGCAAACAAAAUAAUGUGAAUAUUUUAAACCUGGUGCCUCACAAUGUAUAUUUAAGGCAUAGAGCUUUUUUGCUAGUUCUGUAGAGGAAGAUGUUUUCUUGAUUUGGGGGCAGAGGGAGCUAUCUUUCCUUCUAAAUAUUUUGACCACAACAUUGUUAUGAUUGUCCCUAUUUUUAAAAACCACCAAGUGCCUUCCAAGCAUUCUUACAUACACAGUACUUCUGUGUUUUUCAGAUAGCAACCAACUUGCACAGGGGACAUAGGUCUGGCAUAGCUAAUUCCUGUUGUCAGGCAUAACCAACUAGAUUUCUGCUGUGGCUUCCCACCGCUCUGUACAAAUAAGAUUGAAUAUACACUUUGCUCAUGUCUCCUGAGCAGACUUCUACUCAGGGGAAAGUCCCUCUGACUUUUGGUGAUUCCUCCUUCCCUCUGCAGCCUCUAGUGUCACCUCCCACACUGUUGCGUAGGGUUGGGGCUCUGUGUGGAGCAUUAUGGGAGGUGGCACUGAGGAUUGCAAGGGGAAGGAGGGAACCGGCAAACGGUCACUUGCCCACCAUCACCACCAACAGGAUUUCUCUGCUGGAGCAAAAGCUUUUGUGGGCUGAUUAUAUGUCUAUAAGGACUCUUUGAGAUGACUGCCUCAUAGGGCCCCAGUUAUGGAGCAGUGAAAACUUAUAUUGAAAAAUGCAUACCACAGCCUGAAAUGAUUGGCCUUUUUCAACAGGUACAUGAAAGGUCACACACGGGAGACAGACCAUAUCAAUGUGACCAUCCAGGUUGUGGAAAAGCAUUUGCAACAGGUAGGGUCGUGGGAUUCCUUCAUGCCCCCCACCUUUAAUUUUUUUAAAUGAGAACUUGUGACUAGCUUUCUUAUAGAUCGAUUGAUGACUUUUUGCAUGAAUGAAAAGAAUACUAGAAGAAAUUGCACAUGUUUAGUUAAGAAGACAUACCUGCUUAUUUUGGGGACUUUUAGAUAUACAAUAGGUUUUGUGAUUGAGUAAAUAUAUGUGUUAUGAAGACUAGGUUAAGCAUUUAACUUUUAAAAUAGUUUAUCAUUCAAAAGGAGAAGGAGGUAUUUCAAUGAUACAGGUCUUCAUAGAGGAAAACAGCAUAAAAAUAGAUUAUGAGGUUUUCUAGAUAUAAAGCCAUUCGACUUUAAGGGGAUGAUUAACCACUAAUUAAUACUACAGUAAAAUUUAUAUUCUGAAGCAGUUUGCCUGUAGGACUUAAGACAGCAGAGAAGAGUCCUUGGGAAGAAAAAGCAACACCACUGAGCUAAAGGAGCUCUGUUGGUCCAGAGCAAUGAUGUAACUUUUGUAACUUUUCUCCCCAAAGACUCUCUUUCUGCUGCCCUUCAGACCUUUAAACUGUGGCACAGAUCAUGUUCUACUCCCUCCAUUUAUCUGCUUGCCCAUUGAUUAAGAUAAGAAAUAUGGUCUAGGAGACUGGUCAGAAUGGAGCUCUUGUAAGAAUUGCUUUACACAGGACAUUGAAAUGUGUGAAUUAGGUACCAAUCUGGUCCUUGGAGGGAAGGGUAAAAAAGUAAAGCGCUGGUUCCACACAUCUGUACCAAACCCAGAACAAAAAUUUGUUUACAUUACCCAUAAUUGACAGAAAUUUCCAUUUGAUAAUGCAAGAAAAGAAGUGAUAAAGUGACCGUUUCUGAAUUGCAAACACAUGUCUUCCAUUUUGCUAGUGUGAAAUAAAUAGAUAUAAAACAUGGAGAUCAAUGGAAAAUAAAGUCUGUUUAGAAUUAAAGAUAUUUAAAAUUUGAGACAAGAUGGUUAUGAUCAUCCAGAUAGUCUUAGAUUUUAAAACAUUAUUUAUACUAUAUUUUUCAAGGUUAUGGAUUAAAAAGCCAUGUCCGAACCCACACCGGAGAGAAGCCAUAUCGGUGUUCAGAAGAAAACUGUACUAAGUCCUUCAAGACUUCAGGAGACCUACAGAAGCACAUCAGAACACACACAGGUACAUGGCAUAUUUAUUGUAGCCAUUGUCUAUUAUUCUGAUAAUAACAGUUCAUGUAUAGAAAAUGGAGGGUUUUUAUGAAUCUAACUUAUUGAUCACAGUUUGACUUCUGCAAUCAUGGUAAGCAUGCUCUUUGUUGAGCUCUUAACUUGUCUAACAAUCUAUUUUGAAGCCUUCAAUAUUUUGAAAUUGCAACUCCUUCACUCUUUACACAAAAUAUUGAACAAAAAUACUGAUAUUUCUGUAGCUGUUCUGACACUAGCAAAAUGUGCUCUGUAUAGAUAGUUUUGGUUAAAAAUCUAGCUGCUGCAUUUUGCAGCAACUGAACUUUCUGUCUCAUAAGUAACAUAUUUUUCGCCCUAUAGGACGCACUUUUUCCCCUCCAAAAAUGAAGGGGAAAUCUGUGUGCGUCCUGUGGGGCGAAUGCAGGCUUUCGCUGAAGCUUGGAGAGCGAGAGGGGUCGGUGCGCACCGACCCCACACGCUCUCCAGGCUUCAGGAAGCUAUCAGCAAGCCUGGGGAGCCCGCGAGAGUUCCCGCAGGGCUCUCUAGGCUGCGGAUAGCAGCCUGCUGCCCUGAGCGCGGGGCGCGUUCAAGCAGAGCGCUCCGCGCUCCGGGCAGGUAUCCGCAGCUUAGAGAGCCCUGCGGGAGUUCCCGUGGCUGGGAGGGGGGGAAUAAAUUUUUUGUUCUUUAUUUCCCCCAAAAAAACCUAGGUGCGUCCUAUGGGACGGUGUGUCCUAUAGGACGAAAAUACGGUAACUAUAAAAACGUAAUGUGUGAAAUGGCAUGUAUUCUUGAAUCUAAAACUUUACUCUAUUUUGCUGACCAUAGGACAAAGUUGCUCAUACAGUCUCUGCUGAGCAGUGCACAAGAUUGCAGAGGUCCUGGCACUUAACCAGGGUUUGUGUACCUUUGGAAUGAGGCAUGCUAGAGACUGUAGUAUCUUUAAGUUUAUUUACACAUAUUUAUACCUGAGCUUUGAUGGAGGGAGUGCAGAACAUUACAUCCCAAGAGUGUCUCUUGUUGCAAGCUUUAGUCCAGAGCAGAAGCCAGUCUUUGCAUACACAGUGGUACCUCGGGUUACAGACGCUUCAGGUUACAGACUCCGCUAACCCAGAAAUAGUACCUCGGGUUAAGAACUUUGCUUCAGGAUGAGAACAGAAAUUGCACCAUGGUGGCACGGCAGCAGCAGGAGACCCCAUUAGCUAAAGUGGUACCUCAGGUUAAGAACAGUUUCAAGUUAAGAACAAACCUCCGGAACGAAUUAAGUUCUUAACCCGAGGUACCACUGUAGCCUCUCUCAACCAGCCCUGCAUGUAGUUCUGGCCCCUCCCUUCUUCGCCCAAGCCUUGUGUAAAAGGGGGCAUUUUUCCCUGUGGUGACAUCAUGUCCCCAGGCAACCUCCCCCUCCCAUCUGCUCUACAGAUGUUGUAAUGCAACUCCCAUCAUUCCUGACGGUUGGCUGUGCUGACUGGGACUGAUGGUGGGAGUUUGAGCCCAACAACAUUUGGAGAAUCCUAGGUUCCCCACCUCUAAAGUAACCAUAACCCAGCUACUUGCUUUCUGAAAAAAGUGAUAAAUAUCAACGGCAGGAUUUAUAAACCGGUUGUGUGACAUUCUUCUGGACGUUCCAUUCCUUAUGUUUAAAACUGGAAAGGGUGUUGCUGGGCGGAUCUAAGUCUGUUUCACUUGUUUUCUGCCUGUAAUUUGAUACACAGCAUUAAGUAAGGAUUACAGAAGCUAUGGCAACAUAACACUAUAGCAUGUACACUUAAAAUCUCAUACAUCUGUUUGGCAGAAAACUGACAAAACAUACUAAGGAGUGAUGUGCAGAGGGUGUUUUUCCCCCCCUACCAAAAAGCUAAUAGUUACCUUUCUGAAUAGUUACCCUUGAAGGUUUUUUAGCUUCCAGUGUUGUAUAAUAGUGAUGGGGUAUUAGAUAAAUAUCUCAGUAAUACAUUGAAUUAUAAAAAUUGUGCUUUCACCCAUCCCUCUUAGGCUUCUCUCUGUGGCACGAAAGUAUACAGAGAUUCGACAGUUCUUAGCAAAAGCACAUGAGAAAAUACAGCACAUCAGCAUGAGGGUACGCCAGCAAUAUAACAUUCAUUGAAGGGUUUUUAAUAUUGAUCAGUAUAGCCAUAUUUAAGAUAGUUGUGUGUAAGUUAAACAGUAGGGAACAGAUGCAUUUUUAUUUUUAGAAUUACUUCAUAGGUGAAUUUGAUAAUAGACAUUUGAACAUGUCUAGUGGUAUACUUACAGGUGAAUAACUAAAACUUUACUUCAUAAAUUCCAGCCACAAUCCAGAGAACCCUAAAGCUAGCAAAAUGAGUCUCUUUGACCUUUUCUUUCUCAAGCAGCAGCUCUUUAUACUCCAUGACGAAACACUUUUGAAGCCUUGGGGAUAUUCAGACAUUGUGGUGGAGUGUGGCAGAAGGGGGGGCGGGAAUCGAUUAUUUGUCUGGGGGUGCACAGUCCCAUAAACUCCCUGAAUUAGCACUCUGGAUUGUGGUUUGUAUCUGAAGAAUGUAGUUUCCUAUAUAACUAGCAAACUGAAAGGCAGAAAUGCCAGCAUUUGUUAAAGAGCUCCCUGCGUUGCAUAAUAUAUACAAAAUGUUUUGCCUUGAGGGUAUCCCAACUGCCCUUUUCAAAACGUUUUGUUGAGUACCAAAAUUACCUUUUGAUUGUUUUUAUGAAUUAUAUAUUAUGCAUUCACAAUCUGAAUAAUGAUGUUGAUGGGCUGUUGCAAAUACAUACAUUCAGCAGCUUCUAGUGGGUUCCUACCCUUUGCAUGUCGAGUGAGAGUAAUGAUGCAGAAGCAAACAGUACUGAAAUUCCUCCCCUGUUGCUUCAACUGUUUAUGGUUCUGACCCUGCAAACUUAAGCUUCCCCAAGUUUAAAAAGUAUGUUUUGGUAUAAAUAUAGUUACAAAUCAGGCAUUAGAAACAGAUAUUCACCUAAAUCUCAGCCAAAACGUAUAGCUCAUAAUAAAAAUAGACAAAAGAAGAGAAGAUUGGAGGUGCUGCUUAGUAACAAACUUACUAUGAAUUUUUUAACAUAUAACUCAGUACCAGUUUUUACAUAUAACUGAAGUGAGGGAGUCGUAAGAUGCUUUAAAGUAAGUGUACUGAUUAGCCAAUUUCUAUUUUUGUUUUCCUAGGUGAAAGACCUUUCAAGUGCCCCUUUGAAGGAUGCGGUAGGUCGUUCACAACAUCGAACAUAAGAAAGGUUCACAUCAGGACACACACAGGGGAAAGACCCUAUUAUUGUACAGAGCCAGGAUGUGGAAGAGCAUUUGCCAGUGCAACUAAUUACAAGAAUCAUGUGAGAAUACAUACAGGUAUCUGAAAGAUAAAAUUUUUCUUAUAAUAAUUUUAGAUGUGACAAAGACUUCCAGUUAUAGUUUUGAAAAUGUAUCUAUUUAUUCUGUGUGGGACCUAUUCUGUUUUGUUCAACCUAUACUGUGCUGCUUUUGCUUGGAAUAUUUUUGAUUGUAUAAACUGUUUUAAUUGUAUGAUUAUAUUGUAACGCAUCCUGGAACAUUAUAGCGAAGGACAGGCGAGAAAUUUUAUAAACAAUAGAAUUCACAUAGGUUGAAAUUGCAUGUAAUGUUAAGCAGACAGUUUCAAAAGUUUCUUUAGCACUGGCCACUUCGUUUCUUGAGAAAACUCAGCCACACAGGUGGGAAUGGGGCUUUCAUCCUUUGCUCCCCCUACUGGUUUCCCAACAAAAAUCUUCAAAGUUGCUGUUUUCUCCAAAGGCACGGUUUUCGCCUCACCCCAAUCCAGUUAAUGACAUAGUUUGGCACCUUGGAUUAGACCUGAUCUGACAUAGGGCAGCCCUGAACCAGGUCCCAAACCGAAUUCAGGAGAGGGGCUUGUAUAGCCCUGAGUUUAAUUAGUUUUAAAAAUACAAAAAUCCCUGUAUAAACAUGUGUUUAGAAUAAGGAGAUAGGGGUAGAAGGACAGACCAGAGUCUCUGCCUUUGUCUCCUUUUCACCACCAACCGCGUUUAAAACCCUGGUGAAACAUGCAGUCACCCAACCACCACCACCACCCCUUUUCAUAGCUGUCUAAACCAACUUGGGACAAGCCCUUGAUUGGCCUGAUUCAGUUUGGGAUCUGGGAUUUGUCCAGAGCUGGCACACAACCCUACUGUUUACUGAAAAAUAACCCUCCUUCCCACAUGUCAAUAGAGAGGAGGGAGACCAAACAUACUUUUAAAAUUGUAUGAUUAACAUAGCAAGUAGUUUGGUCCCAUUUCUUGUUAUGAUGAGCCCACAAUUGUUCUUCUAAUUCCAUAGCUCAAGUACAUUCUUUUACAUAUUUGGCAUUCAAUAAUCUUUAUAUUUCUCAAAUAUUGUGAGUGGGGGUGGCAGUAGAGACAGAGGUUAUUUUGUGUGUGUGUCCUUUUCAGUUAAAGGAACAAUAACAUUUUAAAUUGUGCACACAUCCCAUAUAACAGACUUGCAGAUCUAAUAAACAGAACAGUGUUUGGCAAUUAGAUGCAUUGUCAUGUGCUAAGGAUAUUUUGUAAUAGAGAAAGCAUCUCUGAUAAUGAAUAGUCCAGCUGCCUGAUUGUAUAGAAGGGGCGGGGCUGUAAGAAAGCUGCUUCCGGCUGCCAUUAGCUGAGUUACUGUGAUUUAAGGGGUGCUGUUUGCCACUGGCUGUCCUUUUCUGAUCCUGUAGUGUGGUAAGGCAAACAGAAGGUUAGGAAAGAAGAGACAGAGUAGCCAGAGUGUAGGAAAGCAAGGUUAGAAGAUGAUGAUGAUGAUAAUAAAUUUAUUAUUUAUACCCUGCCCAUCUGGCUGGGUUUCGCCAGCCACUCUGGGCGGCUUCCAACAGAAUAUUAAAAUACAAUAGUCUAUUAAACAUUAAAAGCUUCCCUAAACAGGGCUGCCUUCAGAUGUCUUCUAAAAGUCUGGUAGUUGUUUUCUCUUUGACAUCUGGUGGGAGGGCGUUCCACAGGGCGGGUGCCACUACCGAGAAGGCCCUCUGCCUGGUUCCCUGUAACUUGGCUUCUCGCAGCGAGGGAACCGCCAGAAGGCCCUCAGCGCUGGACCUCAGUGUCCGGGCGGAACAAUGGGGAUGGAGACGCUCCUUCAGGUAUACUGGACCGAGGCUGUCUGCUCUAGAGAAAAUAGCAGAAUUAGAAGUCUGCAAGGGGUUGGAAAUAGAAGUGAUAGAAGUGACAAUCCUUGAAAUGAAAAUGGUAAGAGGCAGAAGUUCAAAUUUUGAUUUGAAAUACCCUGCCAAAUCUUUGGCUGCACCGUCUAAUAAAUAUGAAUAUAAUAUUUCCAGUAGAGGGAGAAAGAUUUGCCAGAAUACCAACAUACAGAUUGCAAGUAUAGGAACUACUUCCUGUUCCCAUAUGCAAAAGCAUUUGGACCACUGUCAUUUUUAAUAUACCGUAUUUUUCGCUCUAUAGGACGCACUUUUUCCUCUUCAAAAAUGAAGGGGAAAUGUGUGUGCGUCCUAUGGAGCGAAGAAGCCAUAGCCCCGCGACCCUCUCCUGGCUGGAGAGGUGACGGGCGGCUAUGGCAGGAGCCUCUAUAGCUGCGCCUCACCUCUCCAGCUGGGAGAGGGUCACGGGGCUAAAGAAGCCCCCCGCGACCCUCUCCCGGCUGGAGAGGUGACGGGCGGCUAUGGCAGGAGCCUCUAUUGCCCCUCGUCACCUCUCCAGCCGGGAGAGCGCGCGCGGGGCUAAAGCAGCACCCCGCGACCCUCUCCCAGCUGGAGAGGUGACGCACGGCUAUGGCAGGAGCCUCUCCGCUGCGCGCCACCUCUCCAGCUGGGAGAGCGAGCACGGGGCUAAAGAAGCCAUAGCCCCGCGAUCCUCUCCCAGCUGGAGAGGUGACGCGCGACUAUGGCAGGAGCCUCUCCGCUACGCACCUUUCCCCGCUCCCCGACCUGCUCUUUGGGGCUGGUGGUGGGCUUCCCCCUGCCAGCCCCAAAGAGCAGGUCGAAAGGAACCUGAAGCCUGACUUCCGGGGUGGCGCCAUCGGUAAUGACGGACUCCCUCUGAUCCGGAGGGACUGGCUCUACGGAAAUCGGGUCUGUUCCGCUACGGCGAAGCGGGGACCCUUUAAAAAAUCACAGGCGGGUGAAGCCUGUGACCGUGGGACUCGGCGGGCACCUUUCACGCCCCCCCAAUUUGUAAAGGAACCCAAUUACGGGCUCCGGAACGAAGCAGGGCAAGCGGCGCGGUGCUGAGAGUCAACUGCUUCUUCUGUGGAGCGAAGCCGCACAGCCGUUACCGGAGAGCGCUACCUUUUUCCUGUGACAAUCUGGCUACAAAAACAACUACCCGUGAGUAGGUUAAAUUUGGACAAUUGGACUCUAAACAAUGACCCGUGAGUAGAACGGAAAAUUGGACUAAGAAAUUCCUUUUAAUUUGGCACUGAAGCGGGAAGGUCUAAACAGGAAGUCAGCCUUCCGCUUUUGUAGAAAGAUUAAAGCAAAGACAUGGCAAGCUAGAGUUUAGAAAACCGUUUGCAAAGGAUCAACUUUCAUCAUUUAAAAUUACUGAACCCCUUGGGAAGCAGGAGAAGAGGGGGGAAUUUUUCUGGACUGUUUAAACCUGCAGAAGAGAGUGUAAAGACAAGCAAUUUUCCACCGUCUUGAACCUGGGAGCGGGGUGUCAGGACAGACGUUUUCGGGAAGUUCAUUGACUAUAGACAAACGUUUUUGACAGAUAGUUAAAAAGAAGAGAAACAUAGUGAUUCCAUUGUUCUCCUUCGCAGUUAAAAGGAACAAAAUAUUGACAAAAUAUCUGAAAAAGGAAACUUUGUUGUUAGAUCUGCUUUUAAAAAAAAAAGAGAGAGAGAUGGAUACAAAUAGAAGUUCUUCCCCUAGAGGGAGCUUGUGAAACUGUUAUUAAUCUGAACUGGGGAGCUUUGCAGCUGCAAUAGAUUAAGAUCGUGGGAUCAGACUUUGACCUUGCACAACAAUGUACUCGGAGGCUCUGGUGCGUGCUUUCUGCAAAACAAGUGCUUUAUUGGAACAGUUACAUGAGAAGACGGAUUUGAUGACUAAUGCGAUCAGAAAUUUUGGACAGGUAGUGGGUAUCUAUAUAGAACCCACUCAGGAAUCAAUUCAGGAGUGUGCUCUGACAGAUCAGAUGAGGGAGGAGGUUGUGGCUGGACCUUGGGAGGCAGAGAUGGAGGGAACUGUGGCCCAGCAGGAACACGAGUUGUUGGAUCUGACGAAUGAACCUGGAAAAAGCCAGAUUUGGAGAGAUAGAGUCUUGUUCGGCUUGGAGAUGGGGGGCUGGAUAGACCCCCCUAUGCAGGGAUGUUUUGAAUUUUCAAAUCUGGCGUUGGGCCGGGAGGAGUUUGGAGUUGUGGGGGUCCUCAACCUUGGAGGGACCUUGAAACAUGCUUUUAAAUACCACAUGGAGUUCAGUGUGGACUAUGGAAAAGGGGCUGAUCUGUCGAGAAGGGACAAAAAUAUUGUCAAGCUGGAGUCUCCACGAGUGAAAGGAGCAGAAGACAAAGUAAAGUACAGGUAUAAAUAUGAAGAAGAUCUGCGGAAGGGACGUGGAAGAGACUUAAGGGCCUCGGACAUAAGGUUACCAGGUUAAUGAACUAGAUGGAUGGGAUAGAAAGGACUGACAAAACCCGAGACCAGGAGGAAGAGACGUUGGAUGAAGAUUGGAAGAAAGUUUCAAAAAUUCUAUUUAGGAAUGUUUUGUAAAAUUAAUGAGUAUUAGAAAAAUGUUGGAAUGAAAUUAUUUGUCUUUAGCAGAAAUGUUAAAAAGAACUAUGUAAGAAUAUGCUAUGGUUAUGAGAAAUUGGUAUAAAUAAGAUUUAAGUUUUACGUUCUAGGGUUUUUUAUGGUAAGAUAAGGCUAAAAUAGAUUAAGGUAAUUUAAUGACAGAAUAUUAUGAAAAGUGGAAAGGAUUUGCUGAGAUAAUUAACAACUAGAAUACAAAAAAGGGAGGUGUGAGGAGGUCGAUGAAAUAAGGUAAUGACAGUUAAAGAUUUGAGAAUACUGGAUCUGCUUUUAAAUUUUUUUUGUUUAUUUCUGCUUUUUGAUUUUGAUGUAUUAUGUGUUUUGCUUUUGCUUUUUGAUUUUGACUUUUAUCGAUUUGUAUUGUUUAAUUGUUAUCUGUUUUUUCUUCUUCUUUUCUUCUUUGUUUUUUUUGUAAUCUUAAAAUUCUCAAUAAAUAUCAUUAAAAAAAAAAAAGGAAGGAACCUGAAGCCUGGAGAGCGAGAGGGUAGGCACGCCUCUGCCUUAGGCGUCUGAACAGCACCUGAACGGCACCUUGUUUGAGAGGGGGGAAACAAGAGGGGGAAAAUUCUCCCCCUCUCUGCGCAGCGCCUCCUGCUGCUUCGCUGAAGGGGCGCUGGGCAGAGAGGGGGAUAAAUUUUUUUUCUUGUUUCCCCCCCUCUAAAACAAGGUGCGUCCUAUUGUCCGGUGCGUCCUAUAGAGCGAAAAAUACGGUAAGUAUCAGUGAUACAAAAAUUAAAAGUGUUGCAGUGCAGAGUAACUUUUACGUGUCAAUGCCUUUUUCACAUUCCAUACUGAAUCUAAAGACAAAUUCUAAAGACAAAGACAGUCACCAAAGUUUAUUUGGUAUAAAUAAUCAUCAAACUGAGCUGUGCUGUGGUUCCUAAUUUCUCUGUUGAAUUAGAGGUUCUCUAAUGAAAUAUCACAUUUUUAUGCCAUUGUUAGGAUAGUUGCAAGAUUUUCUAAAAUCUUUCUAAAACAGCAUAUUCUGUUCUGCUCACUACUUUUGUCAUCUUUCUUUCUAGGGGAGAAGCCGUAUGUAUGUACAGUCCCUGGCUGUGAUAAACGUUUUACAGAGUAUUCCAGUUUAUAUAAACAUCAUGUUGUACAUACACAUUCCAAACCAUAUAACUGUAAUCACUGUGGGAAAACCUACAAGCAGAUUUCCACGCUUGCGAUGCACAAGCGGACAGCACACAAUGACACAGAGCCAAUAGAGGAGGAGCAAGAAGCAUUUUUUGAGCCACCUCCAGGUAUGUGACUAUAUCUCAUAUUAGCAACCUAAACUGUUACACCUUUCAAAGACUUCUUUACAUCUUAACCAGAGGAGGAACUAAAGCACUGAAACUAAGGAAGUUAAAAAAACUUUAUUUGUACUUAGCAGCAAGGGUUUGUUUGUUUGUUUGUUUGUUUGUUUGUUUGUUUGUUGGGUGAGGUGUGAAGUGGUAGACAAUUUAGUACUUCCAAAGCAGUGCCUGCUUCCACCAGACUGGUUUUAGAUCAUAUUGUGUUUCUUUUUGUCCUUUUGAUGCAGAUUCUUUGACCUGUGUGGCCUUCUAUUUUGAAUGCCCCAUAUUUCAAAUCCGGUAAUGGGUGUGUGGCUAUUCUGCUCUGCCUCGUUACACUAGCCAUUACUUCAAUAUAUUAAACUAAUGCUUACAUGGAGCUGUCCACCACAACCCGAAGAUGUAUUUUAGGAAAAGUCACUGCCAGUUCAGCCCCAUCAAUAUUUUUGUUGUCUUGAUGUUUGUUACUUUGCUAGCAACAUAAAUUGUUACUUAGUUGCUAAUUCAUCCAGUUUUGAGAGAGUUUUUGGAGUUCUUAAAUCUGCUUGGGUUUUCACCACUUGGAAUAAUUUUGGUCUUGAUUAAUCUAAAAGUUUAGCCAUUUCACUACUCAACCCUCACUCCAGGUAAUUUAUUAAUACAUGAAAUAACAUUGGUCCCAAUAUAGAUCUUGGGUAGAGCCUACCUCUUGCUUCCCACCAUAGUUAAAGCUGCCCUUUUUUCUCCAUUAUGAGCCACCCUUGCUUGCUGUCUAGCUUCAUAAUUGGUUUUGUCUGUAAAGUUUGUCUUCAAGCUCAUUGGACUGGUGGAAGGGACUUUCAUUUCUCUGGCUCCUUGCCCUAUUGCUGAUACAAUACAAUUUAAGCCCUUUUAAGUAAACUCUGGGAUUCCUAAUUGCUACAUACAAAAAUGGAGAUUAGGAUGAAAGUUUAUAUUUAGCUGGGGUUAAACAUUUCUUUAGAUACUACACUGUUUCAUCACUUGUUACACAAUGGAGUCUCUCUUUUUCCUUGGAAGGAAAGUGUGUUAGUUAAUGAAUAAUUCUUUGAAUGGACCAUUGAUGAUAGUUGUAUCCCAGUGCUGGCAGGCAAAGAUUAAUAUUUAACUAAAGCUAAAUCACAGUGUUUCUUUCUUUUAGAUUAUAACCUAUGCAAACAUGAUAUGAAUGCCAGUCACAAAGGAUAGCUGGCAUAAUUCUUCAUUUCAUUUUUACUGUAGAUUGCAUAUGAACUAAGCCCAUCUUUUUUUUAAUUAAACAGGUCAAGGUGAAGAUGUUCUCAAAGGAUCUCAGAUAACUUAUGUAACAGGUGUAGAAGGAGAGGAUGUCGUUUCUGCACAGGUUGCUACAGUGACUCAAACAGGACUGGGUCAGCAAGUGGCCCUUAUUUCCCAAGAUGGAACUCAGCAUGUGAGUAUUUUAGCAUAUUAAUGCUAUCCCUACAAAAUGGCUUUCAAAAGUGGAGGAGAUGUUUCCAUUUAGUCAUCCCAUUUGAUUAUGCUUACAAAUAUUAAAAUCCCUAUAUAAAACUCAAUUCGUAUUAUGUUGGUUCUAUUUUAAAGCAUCAGGCAUACAACUUAUUCUGACGUAGUAAUAUCGUAAGCACUAAUUACUGACAUUAUUUGACAGAAAGCUAGAGUGAGUAUCUCUAGUAGUUACAAGUUGCAGAAAUAAAUUUUGUCCCUACUUAUUGACUUCUACCAUUAGGACAGGCUCCAGUCAAACACGUAGGACUGAAGAAAAGGGGAGAAAACUAUUGUUUUUGAUGCAGCAGAAAAUGCCCCAAGAAUCUAGUUUCCAUUUUUCCUCUUCUUUAACCUUUGGACAGUUUAUGAAUGGGCAGAAGAUAUUAAGAUUUAUUUUAAUUUUGUAAUUAACAUCUGACACGUUGAGCAAACAAAUAAACGUGGGACCAUUGUAAUAGAAAAAAUGUAGUAUGGUCAUUGAACAAUAUGAUGUAGAGAGUUUAAUAAAGUUACUAUGGAAACUUAAAUUCUUUUUUUUUUUUUAAUGCUUUAACUUCUACUUAGCUUGUUUAAACUUGGUGGUGUUUAUCUUCAAUGCUACCUGGACAGGUUAACAUGUUGCUUGCUAAAAAUGCACAAUACUGUAUGAUUAAGGUCUGUAACUCAAAUGUAAUUCUUUCCGUUUAAUUCAACAAUUAUGUUUUAUUUAAGGUUAACAUAUCUCAGGCUGACAUGCAGGCCAUUGGAAAUACUAUCACUAUGGUAACACAAGAUGGCACCACAAUCACAGUCCCUGCCCAUGAUGCAGUUAUUUCUUCUGCGGGAACACAUUCCGUUGCAAUGGUCACAGCAGAGGGCACUGAAGGACAGCAGGUAAUAUUGCUACUAAAUAUAUGUAAGAAUGUAUUUGUAUAUAUGAAAAUUCUGCUAAGUAUUAAGUACUCCGUGAAAUGCUACUUAGCAUUACAAGGACAAACUUGAAUGAACCCAAGCAAAUAAGCAUGCUCAGCCUCAUUAUAAGCCAACUUCAUUAAACUAGCCAAAGUUCAUUUUAAACCUGGAUCCUUGGUUUGAACAUAACACUAAGCCUGGAUUGCAUUAGUGAAACAAAACUCAGCAGAAGUCCACCUCCCAACCCUUAAGGUAGGGGGGUGGGGUGCAAGCCCAAGGCUUAACUGGAGCUUGUUCAGUUUGUCCAUGUGUGAUUAAAUCAUGCCACAUAUACAGGGGUUUUUAAACAAUUCUUCAGAUAAGCCCGAUCUACUUCUUAAAGAAUAUUAAGAAUGAGAGGCACUUUGCAAGAGAGCAUUUAAAGGAGUAAUCAUUUUUUAUAUUCCAAUGUUUAGCAAAUUUUGUAUUUUUAUUUCAAAGGUUGCCAUUGUGGCUCAAGAUUUAGCAGCAUUCCAUAGUGCUUCACCAGAAAUUGGACAUCAGCAACACGGGCAUCAUUUAGUAACUGCAGAUUCUAGACCUGUUACAUUGCUGGCAACAUCCAAUGGAACACAAAUUGCAGUGCAGGUAAGUAUGGAAUAAACUUCAGAUAGUUAUUUUUAAUACAGAUUUAUUUAUUUUGUCCCUAUGCUUUACAAUCUACGGCAGAGGCGGGGAACCUUUUUUGCAUCAGAUCCUUAUCAGGAUUGGCCUUCCCAACCAAAUUUAACUGGUAGGUGGGGCUGCCCGCCUGUCAGUCACCUGAUGUCACAAUGAAAUCAUUGUGACGUCAGAUGAAUUAGCACUUUGAAGUCCCAGAAUCAGGACUUCAAAGCACCACACUAAAAUGGGGGGGGGGAUCUGUUUUAGCCUGGGGUUUCAUUGCAACCCCCGCCCUGUUUUUCAGGGAGAGAUUUACAUUGAAUCCUGCUGAGCUGAUGAGCAGAGGUUAAAACCUGCUCAAUUUAGCUGCAUGCACUACUUCCCCACAGAAAACUAGCUCACACAGUAUAGUUUUUUUAAAAAAAAUGUUUUUAAUUUGCAGCAGAAAAUGUAUUUCAGUACAACAUUUUGUUUAUUUCAGCUUGGAGAGCAGCAAUCUUUGGAAGAAGCCAUUAGAAUAGCUUCCAGAAUACAACAAGGUGAAACACCAGGAAUGGAUGAUUAACUCCUAAUAUGGCUAAAGGAACAAUAGACUUAUUUACAUUUUAUUUUCAAUCAACAAAGGUCCAUGCCAGCUGAAAUCUAUAAAAAGUUUGACAUAUUCUUGCUUACUAAUACUCUGCACACAUCUUAUGCAAGAGUGAAGAACAUUUCAUGUGUAUAAUGUCUCUGUACAUGAACCUUGGGAAUAUAUGAUGUCCACCUCUUAGACUCUUUCUCUGCCCAGGACAACAGAAUUAGGAUUUUAUGUUAAAUUUUCUUGCUUAUACUUACAUCAGAUUUCAAACCAGAUUACAGGGAAGCAGCAGCUACUAUAGAAAUACUGGGAUGAGUUUUGAAGUCACUCAAAAACAAUGAAGGCAUUGCUGAAGAUUUCAUGAGGUUAAGCUGUAACAACAGUAAUCAUUUCAAAAAUCAUUUGGAAGUGGAACAAUUUUAAAUGUUUCUCACAUACAGAAGAGUUCUGAAUUUUGAGACCUUUGUAAAUAAUACAUUUUGAAGUGUGUUUCAUACACAAUCUGAAGAUUCAUCUUCUUUAGCUUUCCCAUCCCAACUCACAGAUUGUAAAUAAAGACUGUUCAUGCUGGAAGUGCUAAUUAUAAUACAUUUGGAUUGGAUUAUGUACAAAGAGAAGCUUUGUUGUUCAGUAUUAAAGGGAUGUAAAUCUAAUGUUUCUGCAUUUUCCCCUAUCAUCAUUAUCCUGUUUACUAAUUUUGAACUCAGUUCUCCAAAUGUGGAUCUAUAUAUUGCCAAAAUGGCACCAUUCACACACAGGAGGAAGAGGUAUCAGCAGGUUUAUAAAAGUAUUUAAGGAAUAAACACUUUGGUGGUAAAUAAUCAAAACAGCUCAGUGAAGAAAGCAUGCUCUGUGGCCACAGACUUCUGACUGAUUAUUGGGGAGUGAAACAUAAAACAAGGAUGGGAGGGAUUAUUAUGGGAACAGCUGACUGGUAACCUGAACAGGAGCACUCUACACUGCAACAUUUUUUUGCAGAUCCCACUUGUUCUGUAAAUCAAAUUCCACUUACGAUAGAAGUGUAACAAGAUUAUGUACUAACCUAAUUAAAAUAACAGCAUGAAAUAGUUCUUUCUUUACUGCCAGAAUUAACUAGUCCAAACUUCUGUUUAAACUUUAAAUGUGGUGUAAGUAAGAUAUAACAGCUAUGGUGGAGCAAUUACUGGUUAUGUACUACAUUUUGCAAACAAUUGUUUCUGGAGCAGGAUAUCCAAAGGUGCAAGCCCUUCUACCUCCUGCUGUCUUUCAUAAGAUGUGUAUACUUUUCAAACCAUCUGAGAAUUAACUUACAUGUCACUGAUCAAGUACCUGAUUGUGUGAGUUGCUCAGUCAAUACACAAGAUUAGUGGGCAGUUUUACUAGACAAUGGCAGAGUAGGAAGGAAAGAUCUAUUGCUAGUUCCCUUAGGCAGCACACUUUGGGUCCACUUUGUUUAAAAAAGCCAAGUGUAAAAAUGCACUAGCAGAAUAUUAGUGUAAUAAAGCAGCAGGAAUAUCCCAAGAAGCAGGGGAGGACCAGAUACAGGCUAUGCCACUAUAUGCCUAUUAGUGAUAUAAUUUGCAAAGCAAAAGUUACUUUGGUGCCUUCCUCCCAUGUAGUAAUGUCACAUGUUUAGUUUGGAAUGAAUUAGACUUCUCAGAUUGUAGAUAUCCAUUGCUGGGAGGCUUAUUAAGGGCAACAAGCUGGACAUACAUAAAAUUCACUGAAGGCAGAAUAGUACAUAAAGCUGCCUUAUAAAAGCUCUAUUAGUCCAUGUAACCCAGUCCCAGUUCUGUGAACUCUGACAAGUAGUUGCUCUUCAGGGUCUCGGGCAGAGGUUUAUCCCAUCACCUACCUGAUCCUUUUCAACUGGAGAGCCAAGAGAUUGAACCUUGACAUGUGCUGUAUCACUGUGCUAUGGUCCCUCCCCAAAAGAAAUCCUUAAUUUGGGUGGUGCCAGAGACCAAGAUAAGAGCAUAGUAGUAUACAACUGACAACAGCCCCCCCCCCCAAAAAAACCCAGAUUACUCCCAAAGGAAUGUGACUGUUGUGGUUCUGGUUGUGUAAACAUCACACUGCUGACUAUGUGACAAGUGUUCUUUGGGGGUAUGAAUGUUCCAAAGAGAUCUCUGCCUCUACAAUAAUAAUUUAGGGCAAGGAGAUACAAAUGGGACUCUCUAGAGCAUGGAGUAAUCUAGACUUCUCUUGCUACAGUUCUGCUGAGAAGAAAUAUGUGAGUAGUCAAUGAAGAUUACUUACAUUAUCUGUGAUUUUUCUAGGUUCCUUACAAAGUCCUCUAGGAUCUGUGUAAUGUUUAUAUGGGAAAGCACUAUAAUCAAUAUAGUGCUGAGAAAGAAGUCAAAAGAUUAUAACCAUAGCCUUUGUUAUCGUUAAAGGUCAGCAUUCCCUCCUGUUGGGAGAAUAUCAAUAUUGACUUUGUAAGAUUAUGGGCUGUUGCACAUGAACACGCACCCACAGGAGCAAAUACUAAAUUUUAAGAGACAAUUUUGCCAGUGGUAAGGAUGUCAGGGAUUGAAGGCUGUGAUGUCUGAGAAAAAUAAAAAUAAUCUUUAAGCAGCAAAAUGGAACACUACAGCUGCAGUCAUAUAUUCUUACCUGUAAUAAGGCAAAUUGAAUUCAAUAAGAUUGUCUUGCUGAGUAAAGGCAGAGAAUUUGCUGUAAGUAGUUUACUGUGCAAUCCUAUUCAUAUCUGGGAAAAGUGUUGAAUUU